Molecule: messenger RNA, 1436 nt
Organism: Chara braunii
Lineage: Eukaryota; Viridiplantae; Streptophyta; Charophyceae; Charales; Characeae
Source: the annotation of a GenBank genome assembly
AAUGGAAGCUGCAAAUGGACUCUGCCCCUGAGGUAGAAAAAGCGAAGUACCAGUUCUUUUAUGAAAAAGCAUUGAAGAGGGAAGAGGAAGAGAAGGAGAAGGAGAGGGGUGACAAAGUAAAAGCUCAUGAAGCCGUCUUCAGUACCGUGCCCGCCUUAACUGAUGAUAAGGUGGAAGAGAAGAGUGUCUCACUCCUCAGGGCUUUAGUAGAGGUCCAGGCUGUUGAAGACCAUACAGGCCAACUCGCCAAGGUGUUUGAUGAUCUCAAGAAGUUGCGCGAGGAUAUGGCCCUGAUGGCGCAGCAGCACCGUGACCAGCUGCAACAGUUUGCUAGCUUGCAGCCGACCAAAAGUGUUCUUCCACCUGCUUACCCUGCUUCUAGUGCUGCGUCCCAGUCCGCUCUUGCCCCUCCAACCAUAUCUUCUUCUUCUUCUUCUUCUUCUUCUUUGAGUGUGGCCAACAGCCUAUCCGGAUCUGCAGGAGGUCCAGACCCCGCUAUUGCUGCUGCUGUUGCUGCAGUGGCAAGUGGCAGUGCAAGGCAUUCUGGAACUGUUGCAGCUCCGAAUUCGGACCUAGCAAUCGCUGGUCCUAGCUGCAGAUUUCCCUACGUGGACAACAAGGCGACACAUAUUAUGUCUAAGUAUGACGGAAAGGACGACAUUGAAUCUUGGAUCAGCUCUAUGCGAUCCUACUUUGAUGUGCUGGGGACACCCCCGGUUACUCAGUUGUCGGUCUUAGGGACCAAUGUGGAACCCGUCGUAAGGGGCUUCUUAGAAGUCCAAGCUGUACAGUCUGGCUAUAAAAGAAUAGAACUGAACAAAUGGCUGAAGGCUACGCCUAUAGCCGCACUCGAGGAACUCUUGAUCAAACAAUAUGUUGAUCCACAUGCUGCAGCCAAAGCUAGACUUAAGCUUGACAACCUCAAGCACAGCAAGUGGACCAACAUCAUGCAUAGUCUGCAGCAGUAUGUUAGUAAACUCUUUGCUACUCCGGAUCCGAAGAUUACUGCGCAGUCUUGCUUGGAUGUGAUAAAAGGUACGGUCCCCUCUACUGUGACACAUCGCCUAGGGAUCGGACUCAUAACGUAUACAGAUUGGCUUACUCUCAUGCGGGAUUUAGUCAAGCUGGAGGCACAAGACCUCCCGGGUGGAUCGGGUGGCGAAAAGACCACCGGCCGCAAACGGUUUUCGGGCAGCAACCGUUUUGCAGCACACGAUCUACUUGAGGUUGAUGAGGAGACCUUUGCAGAGGACCCUUCUCUUGAUGACGCUCAAGAGCAAGACUGCGAGGCAUCUUGCUCUUCAUCAGCCCAUGAGUCUGAGUAUGUAAAUGACGAUGAAUCUAUGAAUGCCUUCGAGUAAGGGACCAAGGACCACGGUGAAGAACAACACUAACACCAUUGUCCUUCCCAAGGGAACGAAGAUUCCACCCAAACC